GGUCAACUCAAAGGCCGACAACGACGAAAGCAGUCCCGGACUGAGUCACAUGUCACCCUUUGUUGCUUCCACUUUGCAAACACGACGAAUAUUCUACGCUGUUUCGAGAAGGGAAAACCGGGGCUCCUUUUGGAUGUAGGCAUACGCGUACAGCCGCCCGCGUGGCCGUGGCCCGUUCCUGUCGAGUUUUUAUUAGAUCAUUGGUGUACGAAGGACGAAGUACGAGAGGGCUCUUUGACUUUGCCUCAAGUACAGUACCACUCAACAGAAUCAGAGCAAGGCGGAUCCCCGGCAUCAUCGGCACCAAGGCAGCGGUCUCAACCAUGAUGCGAACUGGCACGCCAGUCCACAGCCGGUCGGCGUCGCCGGUUGUCAUGUCGGUACCGCUGUCGCGGAAGCCCUUGCCCCGGAACCCUCCAGCCAGGCCGCCGCCGCCGCCGAGCAUCCCCCUCAUGGAGCGACGUAUCGGGACCGACGUGAGCAGGCCAACUCUCGAGCCGCUCAUGGAGAGGGAGGCGAACAUGUUCAUCGCAGCACCUCGCAUGCCUCAGCCCGGGGAUACAACAGGGCUGGCCAGGCAGACGCCGCCCCAGGCACAUAAGUCUUCAGCGUUACCGAAAGAUCAAAUACGCGCGCAAGCCAUUGUGCUGGCCGAGGUCAGGACGAAUGUCAUGGUCACAAACGAGUAUACCUUCAUCACAGAGCUCUCCACGCACUUGUCAAUACGAUACGGCCGGCCGGUUACCUCGAUUGUCGUGACGCUGCAGCACAGCAUUUGCAUGCUAUUCGGGGGCUCCUUUGAGCCGGCGUACACGGUGACCGUGAGCGCGCUGCCGGGCCAGAUGCAGAUGACAUCGAACAAGCGCAACGUUGCGCUCCUCCAAGCACACCUGUUUCAAGCGCUGCGCGUGCCUCCCAAGCGCGGAUUUGUGCGCUUCGCUCCGGUGACAGACGAGUGCUCUGGCUGGGGCGGCAAGACGGUGGCGGGCCAGAUUGGCGAGGUCAUGGGCACGGCGGUCAAGGCCCCAGCAACAAGAGACCCUGGAAACGAAGCAGGAAGAGGCGCUUUCAAGUUGCGUGGAAAGACUUCCCGGCCUGCCGAUUCGGCAGCUGCGUCGAGAUCGGGCACGCCCGUGCCGCCAGGGGGUCGUCAAGGUGUCCCGAAGGAGUCGUCCAGUGGCCCUGCAAGCAAGCCCGCGGAGCCGACCGGGACGACGGCGGCGACUAAAGAGAAGGCGGAGGAGAAGAGGAGCUUCGUCGAUAAGGUAUUCCGCCGAAACCGCAAGUAAUACUCGUCGUGAGGCG
This is a messenger RNA of Purpureocillium takamizusanense, 1305 nucleotides long. RefSeq lists its product as uncharacterized. The coding region runs from base 324 to 1289 and encodes 321 amino acids. NCBI's taxonomy places the organism in Eukaryota, Fungi, Ascomycota, Sordariomycetes, Hypocreales, Ophiocordycipitaceae. The transcript has 3 exons. Gene Ontology annotation, molecular function: phenylpyruvate tautomerase activity. The record is from RefSeq and is a predicted model, not a curated record.